Molecule: messenger RNA, 1551 nt
Organism: Onthophagus taurus
Lineage: Eukaryota; Metazoa; Arthropoda; Insecta; Coleoptera; Scarabaeidae
Source: RefSeq, a predicted model, not a curated record
AUGGCAAGCGGCAAGAUCCUCUUUCGCGACCGAGGAGGUGGUCCAUCUAUUCUGGACAAUCGGGAUAGAUGGACCAUGUUAAUUUGGGAUAGAUGGACCAGAAAAAUGCCAACUAAAUAUAAUAGAAAGGGGACAUCAAAAAGAGGAGACUGGUCCGAAGAGUCGUUAGUAAAUGCUGUUAAAGCGAUAAAACAAAAUGAAAUUGGUGUAAAUGCUGCUGCUAAAGCUUUCGGCAUACCAAAAACAACUCUAAAAAGGCGUCUUAAAUCAAAUAACUUUAGCAAGGGUUCCAUGGGGAAACCUUCACUCCUUGGUACCGAAAAUGAAAAAAAAAUCGCCGCACACAUAAAAAAAUUACAGUCACAUGGUUUCACGCCUACUAGAGACUCCGUUAGAUACAUGGCUUACUAUUUGGCCGAAAGUCUGAAGUUAGUACACAGCUUUAACACUGAACGCAAACAAGCAGGAUAUGACUGGCUGUUAUCGUUCCUAUCUAGAAAUCCACAACUCUCCAUUCGUCAAGCGGAGGGUGUUUCAAUCGCGAGGGCAAAAGGUCUUAACAGAGAAACUGUUGACAAUUAUUUUCAGCUUUUAGGAAAUGUUUUAAGAGAAAACAACUUAAUUGAUAAACUAGGGCACGUUUUUAACAUGGAUGAAACGGGUUUGCAGUUAAACAAUAAACCAGGAAAGGUUAUCGCAAUCAAAGGUUCCAAGAAUGUGACAUCUGUUACUUCCGGAGAAAAAGGUGAAACGAUUUCAGUAUUAGCAUGUGUUAAUGGAGAGGGAACAUUCUUACCACCUUUUUGUAUUAUGAAAGACGGACAUACGUCACACACUAGUUGCAUUGAAAUGCUUGAGUUUGCAGAUAACAACGACAUUAUUUUAAUGAGUAUUCCUCCGCAUACCAGUCAUUGGCUGCAGCCAUUAGAUCGAACUUUCUUCAAGUCUUUAAAGAGUAACUACUACUCUGCUUGUAACAGCUACAUGAUAAAUAAUCCAUCUAGAAAGAUAACUCGACUGCAAUUUGGCACCCUUCUUAGAUUAGCUUGGGGGAAGUCUGCAAACGUUGAUAAUGGCGUUAGUGGCUUUAGAACAUGUGGAAUACUACCUUUUGAGCCCAAAGCUAUCCCUGACUACGCGUUUCUAACUGAAACCAAUGAAUCGACACAAGUUCAACCGGAACAAAUAACUGCUGCAACUAAGUCUAGUAAAACGAAUAAUGCCUCAGCAAGUGAUCAACCAGCUGUUGCUAGACUCAGUUUCACAAAUGAAGCUCUCGCUGUUCCUGGCCCGAGCUCAACCCCGAUAUUCAAACUGUUUCAGAAGGUGAAGUUGUCAACAUCUGCAAGUAGUCCUCAAGCUUCGCCCGUUUUAGAACAACUUUUAUCUUAUAAUACCGAAAUUCUAUCAUCACCACCAGCAGUUAUUCAAGUAGAACCUCAUUCAGAAACAUAUUCACAGUUUACACUUUCAAACUCAGGAAAUACAGAAGAAAACGAAUAUUCUAUUACUGGUAAAAUAGGUAACUUUGUCUCCAACUUUGAAGCGUGA